This is a messenger RNA of Pseudomyrmex gracilis, 3138 nucleotides long. RefSeq lists its product as uncharacterized. Gene Ontology annotation, biological process: regulation of transcription by RNA polymerase II. The record is from RefSeq and is a predicted model, not a curated record. The transcript is spliced from 5 exons. Gene Ontology annotation, cellular component: nucleus. NCBI's taxonomy places the organism in Eukaryota, Metazoa, Arthropoda, Insecta, Hymenoptera, Formicidae. The coding region runs from base 330 to 1898 and encodes 522 amino acids.
AAACCGGAACCUUCUGUUGGGUACUGAUAUGUGACAACACAAGAUACUGUUAUUAUUGACAGACCGAUAAUGCGAUGCGGUGAAUUCGGCAGGCGCGUUUCGGUGCGUAACGCUCGUGAGCGUGCAUGAUCAGUAAGCAUCGCGAUUCGAGAUCCGACAAGACCGUCGCGAAACCGCCGUGCCGCUCGUGCGCUUCAUUCAGCAAAGCCGCGAUUUUUUCUGUCAAAUCUAGCCGUCAUGGGAACAGGUUAUGUGAUUUAGCUCGCUCGUGCUAGCCGAGUGGCGGAGAGCCCGUGUUCCUGUGCCGGAGCCGCCCCGGAUCCUGCACGAUGGGUCAGGGUACGGAGACGUGUGCCGAUCGGCCAACGGAAGUCAGCGUCAUCAAGUUCGUCUCGCGGAAUCACACGAUCGAACCGAAAAAGGAAGUUUAUACGUGCAAACAACGAGGUUGCGGUAAGGUAUUCACCAAUCAAGAGGAAUAUAACAAACACGAAGUGCUAGAAGCUUUAAAGAUUAGAUUCAUUUGUCGCGAACCUGGUUGUGGAGAAGAAUUGUCAGAUCCAGGUAGCAUGUGGCGACAUUAUCAGGAAUGGCACAACAAUGAAACCAAUGUGUUCGCAUGUCCAUAUACCAAUUGCGGGUCCUUGCACACUACCAGUAGUAACCUAGAAGAACAUAUUGAGAGCUGUCAUAGACAGCUGUCUACACUGCCGAUAGAACCUGAAAUAAUUUGCUUCGAGGAUCCGGAGAACGCAAUAGAAGAGGAAGUUCUGCAAAAGACUGACGACAGUUACGAGAAACUGUCGAACGAAAACUUCGUCCUGGACGAAGAAUACGGAAAUACGGAGGAGAGUUGUCACGUUAGAAACGAGACGAAAAUUCAGGUGAAAAACAAUUUCUGCCACGAUCAAAAUAAGAUUACGGCUGUCGCGAACAGCGACGAAUAUUCGAAUAAUGAAUCCCUGAGUUCUAUCAGUAAGUUUUCGAAGAGUGAAGAUUUGCUUAUAGUUAAGGAUAACUUCGUACAAAAAUACGACGGAAGCGCGCCCAAGUGCGAGGAAGUUCUACAAAUGGAAUGCUCGCACAAUAAGACCAACGUGAUCUACAUAAACGGUGACGUGACUAUUACGCAAAACAUGAAGAUGGAAUUAUGUAAUCUGAAUGUGCGGAAUCAGGAACACAGAAUAGAUCUGGGCAACUUGGAGCGGGUUUUUCGUAGCGGUCUCGAACAUGAGAGUUCGCUGAAGAUCGAGGACAGUUCGAUGGAAACCAAUAGCAAUUGCUCGGAUGACGAGUACACACCGAAGAAGCAACGCAUGUCUAGGUACAAACAGGAAACAUACAAGUGCGAUUUUAACGGCUGCGGAAAGAAGUACAAAUACAUAUCACAUUAUCGUCAUCAUCAAGACAGUCAUAAAUUAGUCAUGAACGCAAUUAAUUCCAAUACUGGUAAGCAAACGCCGAAGGUAAAGCAAGGAAAAACCUCUACUGUCAGCUUCUUUUUAUGCAAAAUGCCCGGAUGUGGAGCGCAAUUAAAUAACGUAACUGGCCUAUGGAAGCAUUAUCAGGACAAUCAUGCCAAUUCUAAAUCGCCAGUUGUACAAACCACCAAGAACAAUGAAGCGUCUCGAUGCAAGAUACCGGAAGGUGAUGUAGAGUCGUUCAAUGCGACAUUGUGCAAACAUGUCAAUGAGGUUUAUUCCGAUAGUUCCGUCAACAAUGCAAAAGGAAAGACUGGGAAUGGGAGUAGCUUUCAUUUUACCGAAGUGUUCCAAGACGACGCUACUGCCCAGCAGGCAAAUUUUAAGACUGACUUCAAAGCCAAGCGUAAUAAUAUUAAUUUGGACAACUACGCCAAGAGUGGCGACGAACACAUCGCUCAUAUCGAUAAUAGUUAAAAGGAAACGAUUUUCGGAAUUGACUCUCACACGCGCUCAUCUCGAUUACGACACUUAACACUGAUUUAAAAAAAAAAAAGAGAAUAGCAACUGCGCGAUAAUUCAGAGUAUUUUACAGAGAUCAUUAUCUAGCCAGAAUUUUACGCGAAUAAAUCGCUUUAAGCUUACGUAUUUGGUCCGUAAUUGAUUGCUGUUUUAUUCUGAUUGAUAGANUAUUUCUGGUAGUUUGUAAGUGACGUGAACUUUGUAAGAUAUUCUGGCAUUGAGUAAGCGUCUUUUAGUAUUUAAAAACCUAUCGAAUUAUUCGAUACACACAUAAUACGACGGAGGAGAGUUCAAUUCAAAUUUAUAUAUAUAUAUAUAUAAAAUAUUCUAUACAUGUGUGAAUAAGUUUUCUCGUCGCUAUAAAUAAAGAGGCUAAAUUUGCGAUUCGCGCCUGUAUAACGACACUUUUAACUCUCUUUCUCUCUCUCCUUCUCUCUUUCUGUACUGAUUUUUACUAUUUUGUAUUGUGUCAUUUUUAUGUAACUCGUAUUUCUUGUAUCGAUAUAUAAAUGUAGUUACGACGAUAGAUAUGUCUCAAAAAUGAAAUAUUGUGUAUAGCAGUUUUAUUUAUGUCUGUAUGUUUAAAAAUAAAGUGCAAUAUUAGAGAGACAAAUGUGUGUAAUUGAUUCAAAAUUCUCGCGUAAAACUAUUUCAAGAAAAACCAAAAAGUUAUUGCACAUUUGUUCUAAAACAUAAACAGGUUCUUUAAGAAAUCAAAAAUACCUGUUGCACAGUCUGUACAAACACUCAUAUACAGAGAGAGUAAUUUCAAUAUAUUUUACAAUUUUAAACUUCAAUUAUAUAUAAUAUAGACAUGAUAAGAUCAUAUAACAUGUAUAAGUAUAUAUAGAAACAAUUAACAAUGAUACAAUAAACUUAUUUAUAUCAUAAAUAUAUAUACCUUAAUGGAUCUCACGUAUAAUGAUAAAUUAUGAUUUUUAUUGUUAUCGCAAAAUAAAUAAAUAUCUAACUAAAUAAAUAGAUCGUACAUUUGAGAAAAUUAUAAACAUCCCCAUGGUAACACACAAAGAUUAUGACACAUACAGAAGCUCAUCAAGUAAAUCUGUGGAUAAAAAACUCGAUAUCUUUUUUCUCUCGAGAUUUCGCGACAAAUUUUGUUCUAAUUUAUCUUCUCCAAAUGCACCAUUUGUGAUUGUACUUAUUGCAAACAUAAUAUAUAGAAAUAAUCGAAAUA